UAAAAAUGGCCGACGAGGUAAGGGAAACAAACACAGCUGCUGAGGAAAGCGACGUCAAAGAACAGGAAUCCAAAGUUUUGGAAGUUAUUCCAGACAGCCACCCUGUUGGCAUUAGCAGCGAUGAAGAGGCUCCAAAAGACAAACCGGCGACCGAGAGCAACUGGUCAACACCGAUCCUGUCGCUAGCACGGAAGGCGACCGAGACGAUCAGCAGUGGGGUUAGCUACGGUGCAGCUUUGAGAAACGCCAAAUCGUCGGGAUCUGCCGUGAGCUCUGCUACCAGUCCGACUAAACAAAACUCUACCGAGAAUGACACACACACUAACCAAUACCUACCAGCAGUGAAGGACCAUAUGGCUGUGGAGCGCUCCAACCUGUUCAGUAUGAUGAAGCUGAGUAUUAAGGUCCUGAUCCAGUCAUCUCUGAGUCUGGGAAGAACCCUGGACUCUGACUACCCUCCUCUGCAGCAGUUCUUUGUGGUUCUGGAGCACUGCCUCAAACACGGACUGAAAGUGAAGAAGUCAUUCAUCAAUCAGAAUAAAUCUAUCUGGGGUCCUCUGGAGCUGGUUCAGAAGCUGUGUCCUGAGUCUACUGAUAUUGCCACCAGCGCCAGAGACCUGCCAGGGCUAAAGACUGGGUUGGGUCGGGCUCGGGCCUGGCUGCAUCUGGCCCUGAUGCAGAAGAAAUUGUCUGACUACCUGAAAGCCCUGUUGGACCAUAAGGACCUCCUGGGUGAGUUCUAUGAUCCAGGAGCGUUGAUGAUGGAGGAGGAGGGGACAGUGAUAGGAGGGAUGCUGGUGGGGCUAAACGUCAUUGACGCUAACCUCUGUAUCAAAGGAGAGGACCUGGACUCCCAGGUGGGGGUCAUAGACUUCUCCUUGUACCUGAAGGACCCUAUGACCACUGAGACCACUAAGGACGAUGCUAAGAUGACGGCCAUAUUGGACCAGAAGCACUACAUUGAAGAGCUGAACAGACACCUGAGCUGCUCCGUCACUGACCUGCAGGCCAAGAUGGACUCCAUAGAGAAGACCAACAGCAAGCUCAUUGAGGAGCUGACGGCAGCGACAGACAGGAUUAACUCUUUACAGGAGGAACAGGAAACACUGAGACAUGAGAAUGAGACCAUCGUCCAGAGCAGCCAGAAGAAAGAGGAGGCGACCCUGGAGGACAGCGCAGUAGAGCUGGAGACAUACAGACAGACACGGCAGGGCCUGGAUGAGAUGUACAGCGUGGUGUGGAAACAGUACCAGGAGGAGAAACGCAUCAGACAGGAGUUGGAGCGGGAGUUGGAGCUGCAGGUAGGACUAAAGCAGGAGAUGGAGAUGGCCAUGAGGCUGCUGGAGAAAGACACACAUGAGAAACAGGACACACUGCAAGCCCUCCGACAACAACUAGACCAGGUCAAAACCCUCAACCUGCAGAUGUUCCAUAAGGCAGAGGACUGUGAGAGUGAUGCCCAGAGGAAGCAGGAGGAGGUGGGACAACUGGAGGAGAAGAUGAACCAGAUGGAGACUACCAUUAAGGAGAUGGAGCAGAGACUGCAGAACUCGGAGCGUGAUCGCAGACAAAGUGACCAGACAGACAGAGACAUGAGGACAGAGCUGGAGGGCAGAGUAGACUCCCUACAGAAACAGCUGUCUGACCUGGACACACUGAGGCUGGGUCUGGAGAGUGAUCUGCGCAGUGAGAAGGAGCAGAGACAGGCCAUUCAGAGAGCUCUACAGAGAGAACAGGACAACAGCACUGAGCUACGCACCCAACUACAACAGAUACAGGGGCUACACAUGGAGCUGCAGGAUGUUCGUCAGGAGAAGAAGCAGCUCCAGCAGACCUGUCAGGAGCAGGAGACAGCCUUACAGGAGAUGGGCCUACACCUCAGCCAGUCUAAACUGAAGAUGGAGGACUUCAAAGAGGUCAAUAAAGCCCUCAAGGGCCAAGCCUGGCUGAAAGACAACGAGGCUACACAGUGUAAACAGUGUCAGAAGGAGUUCUCCAUCGCUCGCAGAAAGCACCACUGUAGGAACUGUGGAGAUAUCUACUGCAACAGUUGUUCUAGUAAUGAGUUGGCCCUGCCCUCCUACCCUCGACCUGUACGGGUCUGUGACAUCUGCCACUCCCUACUGCUGCAGAGGAGCACCUCUUCCACCACCUCCUGACACACAAGCAGACCCUCAUACAUACUCUCUCCUUCUCACACAAGCAGACCCUCAUACAUACUCUCUCCUUCUCACGCAAGCAGACACGCUCACACGUUUCACUCAUAAUCUUUCUUUCUUCCCUCACUCUCAAGUCAUUGCAGUGAUCUAGGCUACUGUGCUCAAAGCCCACAGUACUCUUGGUCAUUGAGAACACAUUUUAAUCAAAUUUGAGCAGGAACAGUGGAUUUGGUGUGAUCUAUAAUAUUUAUAAAGCUCUGUUUCGCCACUUACCUGAAAUUCAGGAUCUUUGGCACGGUUUACUUUUGAACUGUAGAGGGUUCUAUCCACUUCUUGAUUUGGGCUAAUACUGCCUUCUCUCUUUUAAACUCAUCUGGGGGGAUUUCACAAAGUAAGCUCACUAAAGAAUACAAUGAGUCAGCCAGCUAAUUGUCAUAAUGUUAUGAACUAACUCCAUUCCCAGUUAUACUCCAUAUACCCUCUAGGAUGCUGAAUUUAAAGGAUAGUGGUAGUUGAAGGGAGCCACAGGGUAUUGGAACAGGCAUCAGUAUUUGUUGUACUAUGAAUGACCAAAUAUGCAACCAUGUCACAAUUGCGGGAAAAUUUUAGACGAACUGACCUUCAAUAAUAGCAUUGAAUUGAAAUAGUUCAAGAAAACCAACGUUGAUUCGCUUUAUUAUAGUAAUUUGAAUCAGGAGUCUUAAAUUUAGCUUUGAAAAGGUCUUAGAGGCGAUUGUAUAGAUUCAUGAUUCUUUCACUUCCAGUGAAGCAAAGGAACAGUUAUUUUCUGUUCAUCUCAACCUGCCUAGCUGAAUAAUUGUGGAUUUAUUAGACCCAGGUCUUUUUUUUAUUGUAAAUGACUACAGAAUGUUCUUAACACAUUAAGAUGUCUAUUUUAGAAUGUAUAGAAUUAUCAUUUUGUGCAUUGAUUGUGACCAGUGCUACUAAACUGCCAUUUUCUGACGAAUUAUUGGGGCAUGUUUUCUAUCUAGAUAUUUGAUAGAUAUCUAAUUUAAUAAAAAUGUAUCUGAAUGUG
This is a messenger RNA of Coregonus clupeaformis (lake whitefish), 3195 nucleotides long. Its product is annotated as RUN and FYVE domain-containing protein 1. Gene Ontology annotation, cellular component: cytoplasm. Bases 6 to 2159 code for a protein of 717 amino acids. NCBI's taxonomy places the organism in Eukaryota, Metazoa, Chordata, Actinopteri, Salmoniformes, Salmonidae. Gene Ontology annotation, biological process: protein transport; regulation of endocytosis. Gene Ontology annotation, molecular function: metal ion binding. The record is from RefSeq and is a predicted model, not a curated record. The transcript is spliced from 15 exons.